Pogonomyrmex barbatus (red harvester ant) is the source of this 2974-nucleotide messenger RNA. RefSeq names its product RAS oncogene family member Rab5 (gene Rab5). Gene Ontology annotation, molecular function: GTP binding; GTPase activity. Lineage: Eukaryota; Metazoa; Arthropoda; Insecta; Hymenoptera; Formicidae. The record is from RefSeq and is a predicted model, not a curated record.
AUGAUACGUAUACGUUCGGUAGAAUUGGCGGAGAGAGAAAACCGAGUCGGGUGGGUGCCGCACGAGAGGCGUAUCCGCUGAGUUCUCGCGUUUCGUUUGCCACGGAUCCGGCAAGGUGAUCCGGUGGUGAGGAAUCGCUUGCGGUUCGAGCGACUCUCGGGAACCCGAGGCGGAACGAACGGCGAAAAGUGACGCAGCAACCGUAUGCAUCGCGCGUGUCGGUAAUCUCCUUUUCUCUGUCUCUCUCUCUCUUUCCUCCUUCUCUCGUUCUUUGUCUCUUACGUCUCUCUCUCUCUCUCUCUCUCUUCGUCUCUCCCCUCUCCCAACGGAGUGUCAAAGUUCCGAGACUGCUCGUCGACGUAUCCAUCGUCGGUGACCGUCGAUGUAGGUUACGAGGAGGAGAAACGAACAAACGGAACGGACGAACGAUCGGGGUGUAACUCGGCGUGGAAGUGUGACGCGGCCGGACAGCGACACGCACCUCCCACGGGGGAAGAAACGGAACGUCGUGCACGACGGCAUCGAAUGCGAGCAGGCGAGUGAGCGAGCGAGCGAGUUGGCUGGCGAGCGAACGGACAAGUGUAACGGGGAAGAGUGAGAGGAUCUCCGGAGUGCACGGAGAGAGAAGGAAAGAGAGAGCGCAGCGUCGGAUUCGGUGAGACCGUGCGAGGAUCGUCCGGGAAAGGAGUAUUGCGUGUGGAUCCCGUUGGAGGCUGUCAUAAAUGUGCACAUUCUACAUAGAUUGCGCGAUCUAUGCAUGGUCGACGGGUCGAUCUAUCAGUGGCGAGUGCUGAUCGAGCUUGACGCUCUCGCGGCAGCGAGUCGACGUUAAAUCGUCAUCGGUCGCGUACGACGUUGCGCCUGGCCGUCGCCGACGUCGUCGUCCCGCAGAAGUCAGCUAGCCCAGCGUACCUAUCUAACGGCGUGCCCCUCGACAACGCAAAGCAGGUGAUCAUGGCGAAUCGGGGUACGGCCCAAAGGCCAAAUGGAUCGACACAAGGAAAAAUUUGUCAGUUUAAACUAGUUUUACUCGGUGAAUCGGCAGUCGGAAAAUCAAGUCUUGUUCUAAGGUUUGUCAAAGGACAAUUCCAUGAAUAUCAGGAGAGUACAAUCGGCGCUGCAUUUCUAACACAAACCGUAUGUUUGGAUGACACAACUGUAAAAUUCGAAAUUUGGGAUACUGCGGGACAAGAACGUUAUCACAGUCUCGCACCGAUGUACUAUCGUGGUGCACAGGCAGCCAUUGUCGUGUACGACAUAACAAAUCAGGAUACAUUCUCACGGGCCCAGACAUGGGUAAAGGAAUUGCAGCGCCAGGCAAGUCCAAGCAUAGUAAUAGCAUUAGCUGGAAACAAGGCAGAUUUGGCAAAUAAGAGAGUCGUUGAAUACGAUGAAGCUCAAACGUAUGCGGAUGAAAAUGGCCUUCUUUUCAUGGAAACAUCGGCUAAAACGGCAAUGAAUGUCAACGACAUAUUCCUUGCAAUUGCUAAAAAGCUUCCUAAAAAUGAACAAUCAGGAAGCGCAAGUACGAGUGGUCAAGGCCGUCGACUAGUCGAGUCAGAUGGGCAAAAGGCAGCAACCGGCAAUUGUUGCAAGUGAUUAUCUAAAUCCAUAAAAGCAAACUGGAAAUAGUCAAGAAGGAUAAAAAGCGCGAAUUGAAAGUAAGAGAUUCAAUAUAUGACCAUCAAAUUUAUAUAUAAUGUGCAGGAUAUAUAAAUGUAACUGUAAUAUUGCUGUACAAUACUUAGCUAUCAUUGACAAUUUCUUGUAAUUAAAAGGCGAUUUACGCAAAUGUAUAUGCGAAGAAAAUGAUUCUAAAUUUUACGAUGUUUUCAUGCUAAUAAUGUAUCUGUGCUUAUUUCUCAGAAAAUUUUUCUUUUAGAUAUAUUUGUUCCAACUGUUCAAUGCAUACAGACUUUAAUACAAACAUAUAAUAUAUAUUGGUAGAUAUACUUGGUAUGAUUCUUUAAUCUAAAUUUUGCAAUGUUAUUUUAUUGAAUUGCCACAUUGAAGGAUACUAUAUGAUGUCGCUGUUUGUUCCUUAAACAGCACACCUUUAAUGUUCUUUUAUAAUAGAUUUCUGCUAGAUUUAAAUAGCAUUUACAUUACUGUGACAGCUUUAUUAAAGUCAGACUCUUCAUUAUUUGCGCAUAAAAAUUGUAACUAUGUAACACGAUGUCUAAAGGCAUAACAUUAUUUUUCCAUUAAUCUUCUUAUUUUAUUGUAUAUUUACCCGUGAUUAAUUUAAAUGCACUAUUCAAAAUUUUGUGGAAAACAGAUAUUUAAUGUAAGGCACUAGAUAUCUCUUAAUUAUAGGCACAUAAUAGUGUUUAUGUGACACUAUAUGUUUAUAGAUAUUAUAAAUUUGUAAAGAUUUCCUUUCUCUUCGGAGGAUACUAAUUUCUGACUGAUAAAGGUGCUAGAAGAAUACAUGUGCAUGAUAUCCAAUUGUGCAAGCUUGUGGAAAUGUUUCUUGUAAUUUAUGAUAAUGCUCCCAUCUCCUGUGCAAUGACUUGUAUCAUUGGAUUGUAUAUUUGAAAUAUUAUUUUAUAAUAUUAAUAGAUAAAGAAAGCUGUUUGAAAUUGUUACAAAAAAAGAAAGAAAUUCUCAGGGUGCAUCCUUCUGUUCAAUUUUUUAAUAUUGUUGUAUUCUAAUUAUAUAUUUAUUCUUAUUUUUUCCGCUAUGAGAUAUGAUCGUCUAGACAUAUUCUGUUAAAAAUCACAGGUAGGUUCUGUUAUUCCUGUAUAAAGAAAUUUUUAAUAUUCACCAGGCAAAUAAAAUGUUUUACAGUAGUUACAGUCUUGUGUAUUGUAGAUAUUCAACAAUUGUAAUACAGUACAUUAUGGAAUCGUACAUUGUGACUCAUUCUCCUUAUCAUUUACAUGUAACAAAAAAGACGAUCUUUAUAUUCUUUAUGUGUCCGUAAACUGUACAUUUUGCAUUACACUUGAAAAUAAUUACAAUGAUAUACACG